Penicillium oxalicum is the source of this 2163-nucleotide messenger RNA. RefSeq lists its product as uncharacterized. The transcript is spliced from 7 exons. NCBI's taxonomy places the organism in Eukaryota, Fungi, Ascomycota, Eurotiomycetes, Eurotiales, Aspergillaceae. Bases 1 to 2163 code for a protein of 720 amino acids. Gene Ontology annotation, molecular function: zinc ion binding; DNA binding; DNA-binding transcription factor activity, RNA polymerase II-specific. Gene Ontology annotation, biological process: regulation of DNA-templated transcription; DNA-templated transcription. The record is from RefSeq and is a predicted model, not a curated record.
AUGAGCAAGCGCUCUUUCGAUGAGACUAGGGCCAGUGAGCCAUCAGAGGCCGAUCACAAUGGCUUAAUGCCCAUUCACGACUUGCUCUCACCCGAUGGACAUGACCACGAUCCGACUCCACCCGCCGGUCAGACCAAGAAGCCCCGGAAUUUCAUAGCCACCGUCGCCUGCGAGACGUGUCGUCUAAAGAAGACACGAUGCGACGAGUCCCGACCAAAGUGUGGGCUCUGUAAGACACUUGGACUGGAUUGUGUCUACAAUGAGCGGAAAUCGUCCAAACGGGAUCAAUCGCUCACAAUGAUCAUGAGUACCCUCCAUCGACUGGAAACGAAAUUGGAGAACAUCCCAUCUUCCAUUCUCAGCGACCUCCAGUCCCUUGAAAGGCAAUCUCGUCCCUCUAAUGAGCGCUUAGAUGGAGCGCAUUCAGCUCCUGGGCACUUGGAGGGGGACCGACCAUCAGCCAUUGUGCCUGCAUCUGCCACCCCCGGCUUCACACCCGCCGCCCGAGAUGGCGAUGACUUUGACUGGGAGCAGAACGAAGCUGUCCCGGACUCAUCCGGCCGUAUUUCGAUCUCCUUCAGUCAACACGGCGUGAUCCUUUGGCCAGGUGCGCGUUCUAUCCUACCAGAGAAGCUGCUCUCUGCGUAUGAAUUACUGGGCCGGAACUAUGUGAUCGAGCUGGAAUCGACGCGACCUCCGCUACCCAUGUUCAUCAGCUCGUUCCCGCUUCACUCCGGCGAGCGCUGGCUCGAGCUACUGCCGUUAUCAAUGAUCAAAGGACUAGCUGAUGCAUUCUUCGCCGUCUUCAAUCCGUUUACGCCGAUCAUGGACAAGGCAUUCUUUUUCUCUUUCACCCUGGGCGCUGCCAUUGAGAGUGGGUUCGGGUACACGAUGGAAAGCUGCUUGGUCCUGAAUGUGCUCGCUCUGGGAUGCCUGGGAGUGCUAGCAUUUCAAGAGGGUAACUAUCCUUUGCCGGGCACACAUCGACAUCGCUUUGAGCCUCCAGAGUGGAUGAAUGUCGUAUAUGAAGAACAGCCUGGGUUGCGGUUCUUCAAUGAAGCUCGUCGUCGCAUCGGCUUCUUGAUGUGCAGUAAUGACAUCCAAAGCUGCCAAUUCUUCCUUUUGUCUUCAGUGUACUACAGCCAGAUACCCCGACCGAUGGAUGCGUGGGCGAUGAUCCAUCGUGCCGCUACCUGUUGUCUCUCAAUGUUGACCAACCACGACGUCGAUUAUGAUGAAUGGGAGGGGGACAUGAAGUCCCGUGUCUACUGGAACUGCUUGAUGAAUGAGACAAUUCUAGUCCAAGAGCUGCAUCUGCCUCCCAGUGGACUCUCCCGACUUGAAGAGAAAGUCCCUAUACCCAAGUUCAUUGCGUUCGAACCCACGGGUUACACAUCGACUCGUUAUUCCGCGACCAACGUGGUCGAAGAUUCAUAUUUUCAGUACCAUUUUCUCGCACAGGUCGCGCAUCGCAUCAUCUUGACACGAAUUCGCAAUUCAUUGUAUUUUUACUCCGAUUCAGGAACGAUUCCUCAGCCAGCUGUCAAUGCUGAACUUCACCAUCAGCUCGAACAGUGGCGCACAAAUCUUCCCCUCGCCAUUCAGUUUUCUGACGCCCAGCUGCAACCGUGCUACUCCACCCCAAUUAAUGAUAUUUCAUCCGUUCAACCCUCUCCUUCUUCAGCGGCAUCUCCAAUUCAGACCCCGACACGCCCGUCUGAGUCUAAUCGUCCAUUAUCCCCUGCAGUGGCAGUGACCGAUGCCAUGUUACGGGGACGAUAUAUGAUCGCCAAAUUUCACAUCGGUCGGCCUUAUCUUUACAAAGCACUUCGCAUUCCUCAUUUAUUGACAGAAGAGGAUUUUAGUCAAAUCAAAAGUGGACUGCAAAAUGCGAUGGACUGGCCUGUAACCCAGGGGAUUUUUCGGAAAAUGAAGAGUUGCAUUCCGAUCAGGUUCGCAUUUUGCUCGCAAUUUUUUGGUCAAGUCCUGCUUUUCUACUGUAUCGCACAUUCGCCGAGUGCGCGAGUACGGGAGACGUUACCUUCUGGAUGGGAGCGAUGGAAUGAGGAAAUGAUGCGAUUUCUGGAAGAUGGCUCGCAUACGAGUCCCGCCGUGGCUCAAGAUUUGGAACUGCUGCGGUCAUUGUGGCCAGGACAUGACUGA